AUACACCGUCAGAAACAUCCCAACACUCACACACACAGAAACAUGUCGUCUCAGAGAACUUUCUGGAUUAGCGUCCGCAGGAACCUCAUGUUCUCCACGUCGCUCAUCUUUAUUUUCAACACUUUUCUCGCCUCAGGGGCAGAUUCUGUGGCAACAGAGGUGUUUGCACCGACGGGUUCUGAUGCAGUUCUACCCUGUCAGUCCACGUCCAGUCCUCUGUCCACCGUCAUCUGGAAGAAAGACAACAGAGGAACUGUGUGGAGAAAGCAGAGGAGCGGGCUCCAGUACUGGGGCGCCAGCUGGACACAGAAGGGCGUCUAUCGUGCUCACUGCCCCCACCCUCAGUUCAUGAAGGGGGACUACAGCCUGCUGAUCUCCAGGGUGGUGCCGGAGGACGGAGGUGUUUACUUCUGCAGCGUGGAGCACCUCGGCCUCACCACCACCGUCACCGUCACACUGAGAGUCAUGGCCGUGUCCAUCUUUCCAUCCGUCCCCAUCCCGGGGGGGAAGGUUUCAGUCACCUGUGAUGUGACUCCGUGGCCUGUAGGGGCGUCGGUGCAGUGGAUGUUAAACAACCAGUCAUAUUCCCCUCCGAGUGUCAGCACGUCAAACAAAAACACCAUGGUCAUGCAGCAGGUGGCGAUGAAGCUGACGGGAACCUGGACCUGUGUGCUGGGCUACAAGGGCAGAGAAGGUCGCGUCUCGGCCGACCUGUCAGUCAAAGGCAUUAUCCACCCCCCCACCGACGACACCAGGGUGUACGCCGCCGUGGGGUCUGCGGUCCACCUGCCCUGCGUCUUCUCCCCUGGAUUCACCCCCUCCUCGUCCCUGUGGGAGAAACUGCAGCCUGCCUCUUUUUUCUCCAAACUUACCCCCGAUCGUUUGCCCCCCUCCUUUUUCACCCCCCCACCGUCCGAUCAGAGUCCCUUGGACAAGUCUGCCGGUUUGAAGGAGGUGGACUUCCAGGACGGGGGCAGGUACAGAUGCUCCGGGACCAUCCAGGGGCAGAGUCUGACUCGAGUGAUGAAACUCGUCGUUGCUAAAAUUGUCAGAAGUGCGGGGUCAGAAGGUCAACACUCGGCCACGCUGACCUGUCAGUUGUCCGACGACAGUGAAGUCACUGGGUACGAAUGGCUGCAGGUGACCAGCGAGGUCAACGGCAGCCAGACGGUCAGGUCUGUCCAUCAGGGGGAGACUCUGAGCAUCAGCCUGCUGUCGGAGGACACGUGGACCACCUGGGUUUGUCUCUUCUCAAAAAAAGACGGCAUUCUGGGAAACGUGACGUAUCAAGUCCAGAUGACGAGCAGUUUGACUGGACAAAGGUCGACAGGACUGUCCCAGAACACAGUGGCAGUGGUUGGACUCAGUGUUCUGUUGCUGGUUCUGCUGCUGGUUCUGGCUCAGACGUACAAGAACGUCCAACGGAGGAAACGGAUCCUUCAGUACCCGGCUCUAGAGGGCAUCGUUCACAGCAUUUCCAAUGAGCGCGAGAAGAGAGAGAGGACCAGAGUGAAAGAGUGACUCCGUGCCACGGUCAACUGUGUUGUUGUUGAUGUAACAAAGUGUAACUAAAAUGUGUUUAUACACGCAAACAUAUACUGUAUAUUAAUAUAAAAUGUUUAUUCUUUUCAGCUGUAAAAAUAACUUUCUUGUAUGUACAUAUAAAAAACAUGAUUUUUCUUUUUUUUUUUACAUAAAGUGCAUUUAAAAAAAUAAGCCGCUUUCGUUUCUAUCAUCACGUCCUGUACAAGGAAAACGUUACCGUUAUAAAUAAAAAAAUGUGAAGUCAGAUUAAAAAAAGAUGUUUUGGUAAAAUAUACAAAACUUUAACGAACUAACAUUACUGUAAAUGAGUUAAAUUACACUAUUACACACUAUAAUACACUAAUAUUAUAUGUAUGUAUGUAUGUAUCUAUAUGUGUAAAUAUAUAUGCAUAUAUGUAAAUAUACGUAUAAAUAUACACAUAUAUUCACACAAACAUAUAUAUAAAUAUAUUUAAUCCUCCUAAAUUCAGAGGCUGUGUGAUUAUGGAGGGUGGGGCGGGGGG
Cynoglossus semilaevis (tongue sole) is the source of this 2048-nucleotide messenger RNA. RefSeq names its product lymphocyte activating 3 (gene lag3). Gene Ontology annotation, cellular component: external side of plasma membrane; membrane raft. The transcript is spliced from 8 exons. Lineage: Eukaryota; Metazoa; Chordata; Actinopteri; Pleuronectiformes; Cynoglossidae. Gene Ontology annotation, molecular function: protein tyrosine kinase binding; MHC class II protein binding. The coding region runs from base 43 to 1521 and encodes 492 amino acids. The record is from RefSeq and is a predicted model, not a curated record. Gene Ontology annotation, biological process: positive regulation of ERK1 and ERK2 cascade; interleukin-15-mediated signaling pathway; T cell activation.